Molecule: messenger RNA, 3862 nt
Organism: Abrus precatorius (Indian licorice)
Lineage: Eukaryota; Viridiplantae; Streptophyta; Magnoliopsida; Fabales; Fabaceae
Product: protein GRAVITROPIC IN THE LIGHT 1
Exons: 1
Coding region: 221-1738 (505 amino acids)
Biological process (GO): negative gravitropism; response to red or far red light
Source: RefSeq, a predicted model, not a curated record
GUGGGGGAACCCCACAUGACCUUCCUUCCAAGACAUCCAAAGCACAUUGCCAGCAUCAAUGAGUAGCUGGCACUAAAAUUGCAAUUCCAAUUCCAAUUCCAAUUCCAAUCCCAAUCCCAAUCGCAUAGUAGAGUUCAAUUGAAUUCAAUUCAGUUGAAGCUUCCGCUCAAAAUCUCUCCCUCAUUUUCUUCCCGAUCCUUCUUUGGAGUACAACAAAACGAUGCCAGAAAUGGAUGGGAAUGGCUCCUCGACCAAACCUCCUCAAAUCUCCGAAAUGUUUCAGAAAUUCGCCCUCGCUUUCAAGACCAAAACCUACGAGUUCUUCUCCGACGAAAACGUUAUCCCCAUCGACGACUCCGACGGUUUCUCACUCCUCGACUCCACCGAAGAAAUCAUCCCCGACCAAAAAGUCGUUGUCAUCAAACCCGACCCCAACCCAGGGACUCCCUCGCCACCCUCUCCACCCUCUCCACCACACAUCACCACCCCGCCAACGUCCCCACCAAAGAUCACCGUCCCGCCCCCUCUAUCUCCCGAGCCCCAAACGACGCCGCCGUUGACCCAAUCUCAAAUCAGAGAAACGACCCGCGCUCUGAUCUCUUCGAUCUUCGCUGCCGUGUCGGCUUUCGAAGCUUCCUACUUCCAAUUGCAGAGCGCGCACGUGCCGUUCGUGGAAGAGCACGUGAAGAGCGCGGACAGAGUGUUAGUUUCGCAUCUGCAGAGACUCUCUGAAUUGAAGAAGUUUUAUUGCAACCCCGAGUCAGGUGCUUUCCCAUUCGGGUCUUGUUUGGAGGCUCAAGUGGAAGAGAAUCAGAGCAAGCUCAGGACCCUCGGCACCGUCUCGAACCGUUUGCAAUUGGAGCUGGAGCAGAAGCACGACGAGGUCUUCGCCCUUAGAAGGAAACUCGAUGAGAUUCACAAGGGUAACGUUAACCUUUCGAGGAAGCUUUGUGCCAGUGCUUUGAACCCUUCCUCUGAUGUUUUGUUAACUAUUAGGGUGUUCGAUUCCUUGUUGCACGAUGCUUCUAGAGCGACGCACAAGUUCACCAAGAUUCUGAUUGGGUUGAUGAGGAAAUCCGGGUGGGAUUUGGGUUUAGCGGCCAAUGCAGUUCAUCCGAACGUUGAUUAUGCUAAGAAAGGGCACAAUCAGUAUGCACUUUUGUCCUAUGUUUGUUUGGGAAUGUUUCAGGGUUUUGAUUCACGGAAUUUUGGAGUGGAAGAAGUGGUGUUGAAUGGGCACAUGCACGAGGACGAGCAUGGUUUAGAUUUGGAGAAGAGUGGUUUUUUGAAGCAAUUGCUUGAGCAUGUGUCUAGCAAUCCGAUGGAUUUAUUAGGCAUUCAUCCUGGAUGUGAAUUUUCAAGGUUUUGCGAGCACAAGUAUGAGAGGCUCAUCCAUCCUUCGAUGGAGUCGUCAAUUUUUGUUGAUUUGGAGGGGAAGGAGGCAGUGUUGAGCUCGUGGAGGUCGUUGAGUAUUUUCUAUGAGGCGUUUGUUGGAAUGGCUAGCACCAUAUGGACACUGCAUAAGUUGUCCUAUGCAUUUGAUCCUGCAGUUGAGAUUUUUCAAGUGGAAAGAGGUGUGGAGUUCUCUAUGAUAUACAUGGAAGAUGUGACGAAGAGAUUAACCUGGCCAAACAAGGGUAGGGCGAAGGUCGGAUUCACUGUGGUUCCUGGAUUUAAAAUUGGGAGGACAGUUAUUCAAUCACUGGUUUAUAUUAGCAAUUUCAGAUGUACAGAGUAGUGAAGUCAUAGGCACUCAGUUGAGACUGAUACUGCAGGAUCUAAAUUAAUCCUCUUGUUGGUUCUGGUGUUGUAAUUUGUUCCUCAGUUUGAGUGAAAUCCAUCAGAGUUAUGCCAGAAUUUAUUCGAGGUGCAUGAUAAUGAACUACUGAUUGAGCAAGACGAUGCCAAUGAUGCCAUAUAUGCCUGAAGAUGUUUGCUUCUUUCUAUGAUGCUAAAGUUGGAGCAGCAGUGAUCGUUUCAAGUCGAUCAUUAUGUGGUGCCAAUGCCAACCAAGUGAGGUGUGAGUGUUUUUGCUGGUACUUUUCUCUUUCUGUUUUUUAUUUUUAUUCCAGUUUUGCUUUUAUGCUUGUUUUAGGUCACCUGUGUAGAGUUAACUGUACAGAAUAUUCCUCCCAUUCUGGGUACUCUAACAACAAAUACAUCGGUAAAUUGUGCAUGUAUUGUUUUUCCGUUAUAUAUAGCAAGUAACAGUGGUUUUCCCAAUAGCAAGUAACAGUGGUUUAUUACGUUUUAAUCUCUAUUGUUUGUAAGAAUAGGAUCAAAUGUACAGAGAAAAGAAUAACAACGAUUGAGCCUUAAUGAAUUUCUCUGUUUGGGGAGUGGGAUGUCCAAAAGUGGGGAAGAAGAUGAAUGAGCACAAGAAAGAGCCUCAGGAUAGAUUUUAAUAGCCUGUCUUCUCCCAACCAAGCCCAAUUGUUGAACUGAAUGCACCCCUCCGCCUUCCUCUCCUUUCUACUUGUUAUUAGUCUUUGGCUAUGAUAUAUUUUAUAUUUAGCAAUUGCAAAUAAAGCUUAGCAAAUGUACUAAUCGAUUUAAUAAAUAUAGUUAAGAUCAUUCUCACGAGGAUUGUGAUCUAAAUUUAACAACAUGCACAAAAAAUGAACUUUGCCUAAUCGAGAACUUCAAAAUAUCAAAAGUAAUUCUAAAACAAAAGCUGUAAUGCAAAACACCAAAUUAGAGAAGAAAUUCGAGUUUGAAAGAAGAAUAUAAGCAAACAACAGUUGAGAAUCUGAGAGAUUUAUGCAGAAAUGUAAUAGAACACACAUCAAGUGAUAUUUAUCAGAAAAUGAGAUUGGUUAGGAGUCGGAUUCCUCUAGAUUUUCACCUUAUGCAGAUAAUUACUCUUAAUCUAUAUUUCACAACUCAAUUGAAUGCAUUCAUUCAUCACAAGUAAUUAUAAUCCAAUGUCUUUGUAAACUUACUCUAAUUCUUAACCACAAGUCCUAAUGUCUUAGUUAAAUCUGAUCAAGAACAACAUUAAACAGCAGAAUUAACAAGCACACAAUUUCUAAUUCUUAUGUCUAGAAAAUCUGAAGAUCAAGUCAUUUACCUCAGUUCUGACAAUUUAACCAAUUUUUCAAUUGUGAAAAACCUCUUGGAUCACUUGAAUGGCCAAUUCAGUGAAGCUUUAACCAUGGAAGUAAACAAUUGCAAUUAAAUCACAAAUUCUGAAUUAAGAUUGAAGAAAACAAAUUUACAUAAGGUUCAAAUCCAGAUUACAUGCUAUCUCAACCUAAGAAACAUAGAAAUGCAAUGCAAAAACACAAAAUAUUGACCAUAAAAGAAAUAUCUAGAGAGAUAUCCUUUUUUGAAGCUCGAUUUUUGUGUUCAUAGUAGAUCUCACUUCAAUCUCACACAAAUUGAAAAAGAGCGAACUAAGCAAUCCUACAACUAAGAUAAACCAGAAAUCUAAAAACUAAGAGAAAAUCAGAAAUUGAAAAAGAAAAAAAAGCUCAGCAAAAGUAGAAAGAUAAAAGAUCAAAGAUGUCAAAUGCUGUAGCACACUGAGCUAUUUAUAAACUUCUGAUAGCUCAAUGUGAGGUAACUAUAAUGCACUCUCCUUAUUGGAAGAUUCUUGAGUGUUCUCAUAAUUGUGAGAUGUCAGGUCAUUGAGAAUCAAAUGUCCUACCACGCAUAGCUUCAUUGGCUCUUUUAUGUACAGAAAAUGAGGACAUUGUGCUUUGAGUAUCCCAACUUGUGCUGUGUUCUAGGCAUAGUUGUCAAUUGCAGAUAGCAGCGUGUAGCAAACGACUCCCAAAAUGCUAUAGCAGGAUAAUUGCUAUUUUAAAUUUUUUGAUAUGUAUAUAAUGCUAAAAGAAUAUGCAUAAAUAACAUAUGAAUA